AAAAAAUUUAAAAAAUCAUUUCUUAAAUAUUGCAUCAAAUCAACCAUAUAAAGAGGAAAUUGGGGGAGUAAUUAGUAUGCAAUGCAAGACACCAACGUCGAACUAAUUUUUUGCUGUCAUCUUCUGCAAUAAUUGAAUCUUCCCCAAAGUCAAUUAUACAUAUCGCCGGCGCAUCAUCGGAGUAAUUGCAUCUGAAUAUCCAUUUGAUACGAAUAUUAUCACAAAAUACGGCAGCAUCGAUGUUUCCUCCACGUCAGAUCGCCGUUACCCUCGCGUUUCCGCUCUUAAUCAUCUUCCUCACAACUCUACCGCCGUUAAUCACCGCCGCAGCCGACUCCGCCGCCGGAAAUGGUGACACUUCCCUCACUGCUUACGACUUACUCGUAAGCUACGGCUUCCCUGUCGGAAUUCUUCCACAGGGUGCUAUUGGGUACGAUCUCGAUAAGAACACCGGAAAAUUCAGUGUCCACCUUAAUGGGUCUUGCAGUUUCGCACUAGAAGGGUCCUAUCAGCUUAGGUAUAAAUCGACAUUCGGUGGGUACAUAGCUAAAAAUAGGCUGUCAAGCCUAUAUGGGGUUAGUGUGAAAAUUCUGUUUCUGUGGCUCAAUAUUGUGGAGGUUGUUAAGAAUGGUGACAAUCUUGAAUUCUCUGUUGGAAUUGCUUCGGCUAGCUUUCCCACUUACAAUUUCUUGGUUUGUCCACAAUGUGGAUGUGGAUUGAAUUGCAAUAGCAAUGGACAUAUUCUAAAGAUUCGAAACAGUAAUCUUGUCUCUUCGGUUUAGCUGCACACAGAAGGAUGAUGGGGUUUGAGUUUGCUGACAGAGAUACUUGCAACUCAUGGAAAAGAUCAGGUGACAUUGUUGCAGUGUACAGAAAUCCCGAAAUGGUCAUUCUCCUCCUUCCUCCUCAUCAUAGUUACAAUACAAAACUGAAAGUCGAAAACUCAUGUGUUCAUUUACAUUGUCUUUAUGUUUUCUACUAUUGCGUCAUGACUCUGUCAUGAAUACACAAUCUUCUUGAAAUUGCUGUUUA
Messenger RNA from Solanum verrucosum, 1032 nucleotides. RefSeq lists its product as uncharacterized. NCBI's taxonomy places the organism in Eukaryota, Viridiplantae, Streptophyta, Magnoliopsida, Solanales, Solanaceae. The record is from RefSeq and is a predicted model, not a curated record. Bases 240 to 782 code for a protein of 180 amino acids. The transcript is spliced from 2 exons.